AUGCCGCCGACCUCGUCUGUCAGAAAGGCCUCGGUAGCCACCACCGAUACAAACACUGGCCGUCGCCAAUCUGCACGUCAGCCGCGAACAACAACCUCGAGACCGAUCAACUACUACGCCCGCUCCUUCGGCCAGCUCGACAACCAUGACCACCAAGAUCCUGACCCGCCAGGCUUCUUUCCUGCCGUCCAGUACUUUGCCGACUUGAUCGCUGCUCUUCCGCGUGAAGUCCAGCGCCAUAUCACUCUGAUGAAAGAGGUCGAAGCGAAGGUCUACGGUCCUACAGAAGCUUUGAAGUUUCUCACAUCCAGCAUCCUGAACAAGCCCGCGCCUCUGUCACGCAACCAACCAUCCUCUCCUCGCCUGCUGUCCUUCACAGCCCCUCCUAGUGCGACAGCUAGUCUGGCUGGCUCCGUCAUCAAUGGCAACCAGCCCACCACUUUCGACCAACGCGUUCAAGACGACCUCGAGUCGCAACAAGACGAGCGAGCCGACCACGCAAGGCGAUCCGAGUUCCAGUCCCUCCGCCAUGUCAUCGGCAACAUGAUCGCCAACCUCGACGAGAAGAACGUCGUCAUGGCAGAAGCGAACCGCGCACUUGCCCAACAGCUCGCUCGUCUCGACAGCGUCAUGCCCCACAUUGAGAUCGAGAUCAGCGAAGAGUCGCGUCUGGGUAGUUUGACACACUGGGCCUACCAAGACAAUCGCGCCAAGAAACAGACUACAACCUCACAGAACGAGCGUAAUAGAAGAGACGUCGCUGCCACAAGCAGUCUCGCCGCUGCAGCAGCUGCUGUUCACGACCAAGACAUAGCCGCAGCAAGAGGAGAAGCCAGACGCGAAACCAAGAAGACGAACCGAACCCAAGCCAUCGACUCAGACUUUGACGACCGUCCGACGAAAAGAGGGCAAACUGCAAAGUCGCGAAAGAACGCCGACGUGGAAGCAAAAGCCAGCGGGCUGGGAAUUGCCAAUGGCACAGCCAGCGCCACUACAACAAAGAGACGAAAGGUCGAGAAGGCUCCUGCUGUCGCUGGUGCACCGGCCAUGGAGCGCUCGGCGAGCAACAUGAGCACCGUGGCAAAGGCCGCAAGAGGCGUUGGCAACACGACUCCAAGAUCGACCCCAGCAGUCGAGGCGACGAAAAAGAAGGGCAAGCCAGGUCCUGCUCCUGGUACUGGAGCUGGAAAGAAGAGGUAUACAAGUUUGGAUCUCUCACAGUGCAGACAACAGCUAACACGACUGGUNAGGAACGCCGCCCUUAACCAAAUCACAAACUCACCAAGGCUACCCAACUCGUCACCCGUACUUGGAAACGCACAACUGCAAGCCGAAACCAUCUCCAGACCUACCUCGUCUCGCAUGCGCCAAAACUCAAACUCGACGUCGAAUCUACAGCACUCGCUGCUUCCGGAGAAGGAAGUCAGUCGUCCAGCAUCGGUGGCCGACAACAAGUCUGUCAAUGGCAGUACGAACGGCCUUGUCGAGUCGAUCUUACCCUCGAUCACAACAAGCAAAGAGGCGCGUGAGAGUGUGGAAGAGGCGGAAGAAGACAAGUUGAAGACUGACCAGGCCGAGAGCGCUGUACAGAAACGUAGACCAGAGCCUCUGGAGAACGAAGACGUGACUAUGGAGGACGCGAGUCUGGACGUCCGGCCGAGACGUGGAUCGAUAACGUCAACACCACGCACAGAAGCAUUCCCCGAGGUUGGUAUGUCGCGAACUAGGGGUAGGCACCUUCACAACGGACACUCUCGUGGUAGCAACACGCCAGAUCACUCGAGAUCGACACACGAUAGAAAGAGCCGUGGAAGACGCAAGAGUGGCAGUGGGGCUCACAUUCUCAAACAAAUCGCCAGCUUUAACCGCAGCCCAGAUGCGGGCAGGCGUCGCGACGACAGCAAGGACUCGGAGUUGUCAGAAGAUGAUGGACACGGAAGAUCGACUCGACGAAGCCAACCUCCCCGAGUCACGACCAUAUCUCGGAACCGACGCGAUGGUGGAAACGGGUCUAGAGGGACGACAGCAUCUCGACGAACAGAAGUUUCGGCUGAAGCAGAAGACGAGGCGGCCGAAGUCGAGGUUGAAGCUGAAGCCGAGGAGGCGGGUGCCGUGGCAGACGAAGAGGAGGUGGACGAAGCAGAAGAUCCUGAUGAGCCCAAGUACUGCUACUGCGGGCAGGGAAGCUUCGGCGAGAUGAUUGCAUGUGACAAUGACGACUGCCCGAUGGAAUGGUUCCAUCUUGGAUGUACGGGACUGCGAGCAGUACCGGGUGAUAACGGUAAGUACAAUGAUCUGUCUCUGUCGAUGCAAUCACUGACACAGAUUACAGUCAAAUGGUUCUGCGAUGUGUGCAAGGAGCCCAAGGGCAAAAAGGCCAAGAUGAUGGCCAACAGACAUUGA
Molecule: messenger RNA, 2403 nt
Organism: Aureobasidium vineae
Lineage: Eukaryota; Fungi; Ascomycota; Dothideomycetes; Dothideales; Saccotheciaceae
Source: the annotation of a GenBank genome assembly